AUGGGCAAGUCAUUAUCUGCUUGUGGUCUGGCUGUUUUAAUGGAAGACACUGAUAACCAGAUUGAUAGAACAAAAGACAUUCAAGAUGCUUUAGAUGCUCCGAUUCCUCAAAAUUGUAUAGAAAGUCGUGGCUUGCUUAAUACGGCACAAAAGGAAAUUUUUACUUGUAUUAUGCAGCAUAUCGUAGAAGGAAAACCAGGGGCAUUUUUCGUAGAUGGUCCUGGUGGAACUGGUAAAACGUUCUUAUAUAAUGCAUUAUAUGCUGAGAUCCGCCUUAUGAAUAAGAUUGUUUUACCUACUGCUACGUCUGGAAUAGUUGCAGCAAAUAUUCCAUCAGGUAGAACAGCACACUUAAGAUUCAAAAUUCCAUUGGACAGUGAUGCUUCAUUAGCUUGCAGUGUUUCUAAGCAAAGUAGCCUGGCAGCGUUAAUAAAAGAAACAUCUCUUAUAAUAUGGGAUGAAGCAUCUAUGGCAAACAAGCAAAAUCUAGAAUCUCUAGACCUUUUAUUACAAGACAUAUGUGAUAGUGAUGUGAUAUUUGGUGGGAAGGUAAUUGUCUUCGGUGGAGACUUUCGACAAGUGUUGCCUGUUGUUCCUAACAAGACUAUUAGAGAAGCAGUGGAAGCAAGUAUAGUGAGUUCUUAUAUAUGGCAGCAUUUGCGGAGAUUCAGGUUAACUGAAAAUCUAAGAGCUAGGGAAGAUCCUUCAUUUUCUCAGUUUUUAGUUGCACUGGGAAACGGUGAACUGCAGACCAUGGAAAGUGAUUUUGUUGAGUUGCCACCUCAGAUAGUGCAGACUUUCCAGCCUGAUGCUGAUCCAAUAGAUGAGUUACUCGAAUCUUCUUUUCCAGAACUUGGUUCAGGUGCUCUGGACCCUCAAAUCUUUUCAAGAAGGGCUGUUCUAACACCUAUAAAUGACGAUGUAGAUACUAUAAAUUCGUUCAUGAUUGAGAGAUUCCCAGGACAAGCCAUAUCUUAUACAAGCUAUGACAGUUUCCUAGAUGAUAGUGGCAGCGUAUAUCGUACAGAAUUCCUGAAUAAACUAUGUCCAGGUGGAAUGAGCCCUCACAAUCUUGUGCUCAAAGAAAACUGCCCAGUAAUAUUGCUUAGAAACCUUCUGCCAUCUUCUGGUUUAUGCAAUGGAACGCGCCUUAUAUGUAAAAAGUUUUUCCCUAAUUUAAUUGAGUGCGUUAUUUCUAUCGGACAGUAUCAAGGGGAACAUGUAUUUAUACCCAGAAUUAAACUCAGACCAUCAAGUUCUCAGAAAUAUCCUUUCCAAUUUCAGAGGAACCAGUUUCCUAUCAAGCUCAGCUUUGCAAUGACUAUAAACAAGUCACAGGGACAAACUUUAGAUCAAGUGUUAAUAUAUCUCCCUCGUUCGUGUUUUUCACAUGGUCAGUUAUAUGUGGCUCUCUCACGUGCACGGUCUGCAGAUAAAGUGAAAGUUGUAUCAGUGGCUCCUACUUUACAACAUUCAGAAAACUCUGUUAAAAAUGUCGUAUCUUAUGCUGUCCUAAAGCUAGCAGGAGUAAUUUAG
This is a messenger RNA of Chenopodium quinoa (quinoa), 1536 nucleotides long. RefSeq names its product ATP-dependent DNA helicase PIF1-like. The coding region runs from base 1 to 1536 and encodes 511 amino acids. The transcript has a single exon. Lineage: Eukaryota; Viridiplantae; Streptophyta; Magnoliopsida; Caryophyllales; Amaranthaceae. Gene Ontology annotation, molecular function: DNA helicase activity. The record is from RefSeq and is a predicted model, not a curated record. Gene Ontology annotation, biological process: telomere maintenance; DNA repair.